Magallana angulata is the source of this 822-nucleotide messenger RNA. Its product is annotated as dolichol-phosphate mannosyltransferase subunit 1-like. Gene Ontology annotation, biological process: protein O-linked glycosylation via mannose; GPI anchor biosynthetic process. The coding region runs from base 40 to 762 and encodes 240 amino acids. Gene Ontology annotation, cellular component: endoplasmic reticulum membrane. Lineage: Eukaryota; Metazoa; Mollusca; Bivalvia; Ostreida; Ostreidae. The record is from RefSeq and is a predicted model, not a curated record. Gene Ontology annotation, molecular function: dolichyl-phosphate beta-D-mannosyltransferase activity. The transcript is spliced from 9 exons.
AUCAAUAACUCCUCCCUUUGUCCUUCACAUUAGUGAAUAAUGGCCGACAGAGACAAGUACUCUGUUCUAUUGCCAACAUAUAACGAGAGAGAAAACCUCCCGAUCAUCAUAUGGCUUUUGGUAAAGUACUUCAAUGAAAGUGGCUACGAUUAUGAAAUAAUAGUGAUUGAUGAUGGCAGUCCCGACAAAACCUUAGAUGUAGCAAAACAACUGCAGAAGAUUUAUGGCAGCGAAAAAAUUGUGCUACGCCCCAGAGAGAAAAAACUUGGACUAGGUACUGCAUACAUUCAUGGAAUAAAACAUGCAACAGGAAAUUUCAUCAUAAUAAUGGAUGCAGAUCUAUCUCAUCAUCCAAAAUUCAUUCCAGAAUUCAUUCAGAAGCAGAAAGAAGGAAAUUUUGAUGUGGUUUCAGGGACAAGAUACAUAGGAGAUGGGGGUGUGGCUGGGUGGGACUUUCGUAGAAAACUGGUCAGUCGUGGUGCAAACUAUAUAACACAAAUCUUGCUGAGACCAGGAGCCUCAGAUCUUACAGGGAGUUUUAGAUUGUACAAAAAAGAGGUUUUACAGAAGUUGGUCAACUCCUGUAUUUCCAGAGGCUAUGUGUUCCAGAUGGAGAUGAUAAUUAGAGCCAGGCAAUUUGGUUAUACGAUUGGAGAGGUUCCAAUUUCCUUUGUUGACAGAGUGUAUGGAGAGUCUAAGCUGGGUGGAAGUGAAAUUAUUCAGUUUCUUAAAGGACUCUUGUAUCUCUUUGCAACAACUUAGCUGUAUUUCAUCUCACUCAGUCAUAUAUAUACACAGAAUAAACAUUGUUAUCGUUAUAAA